GCAGAAUCACCUUCCGCGCAGCCAUGGCAGUCUCGCCAACCAACAAGCAGGGCAAACCUACCUACUACUUUGAGGUCCGAGUGAAUUGGGAUAAGUUGAUGGCCAUCGAUCAGCAAACCGAGAGCUUCAAGGCGCAAGUCUUCCUGGAAGCCACCCUGAGAUAUCCGAAGAAGGUGAAUUCCGAGGACGAGGCCGACGUGCUGACGAUCUUCCAGCGGGCCACAGUGGAGAACUGGAGAACUCCUUGGCCAAACCGGAGGAUGAUGGACAUCCAGAGCCAAAGUUCCAGCGGGCCACGGAGAACUCCAUGGCCAAAUGGGAGAUAUGGGAGGAGAAUGGACGUCCAAAGCUCGCGAUGAGAAGGCCAGGUUGAUGUCAUGGUGGAACAUGGUGGAACUGAUGGUGGAGAAUCUUACAAAUGCAUCUAGCUCAGGGGUCUCAGCACAGAUACCUGGGGAGCAUUUGGACUCGAAAAACAAGGCCGGAGGCCGUUUGAGUCAUUUGGCCUUAAAAAAGGGAUUUGGCCUCGAAAAUGAAUUUGGCCCUGUGAAAACGUGAAAACACGAAACUCC
Molecule: messenger RNA, 572 nt
Organism: Cladocopium goreaui
Lineage: Eukaryota; Dinophyceae; Suessiales; Symbiodiniaceae
Source: the annotation of a GenBank genome assembly